Messenger RNA from Emiliania huxleyi CCMP1516, 1356 nucleotides. RefSeq lists its product as hypothetical. The record is from RefSeq and is a predicted model, not a curated record. Lineage: Eukaryota; Haptophyta; Isochrysidales; Noelaerhabdaceae. The transcript is spliced from 8 exons. Bases 1 to 1356 code for a protein of 451 amino acids.
AUGAUGUUGGCGCUGGGGUCCCCUUCGUUCGGGUGCAUCGUGACAGCUGACGCCGGGAUUAUCGCUGGGUACCGCAUAGUCACCACCAUGAUCGCCGCACUCUCCUUUGCCACCAACGGCUUCGCGUCGGCCCCGACGACGCCCGAUUCGUGCCCGCCUGAGUCGAUGGACCUCCUAGUGUACCUCAACGCGCAGAGUUCCGCGGUCGAUUUUAUGACGAAUGUCUUGCACAUGGCCGACCACACCACGCCCGCCGCGACCGUCAUGGCCGAGAUGAUGACCAACUUCAAGCCCAUCGGCUCGCACACGCAGCACAUCUGCGAGGCGACUGACAUUCUGUACGCGGACCCGGCGAUGGACCCGGUCGACGGCCAGUCGGGCGACGUCAACUACCCGUACGGCGACAUUAAGGUGCUCCUCACCGUGGGCGAGUACCUCCCGUCCAAUGGCUACAUGCUGGUCGGUGUGCCCGAUGGCAUGGGUGCCAUGCUCAAGGACGACAGCACGGUGCGGAUUGUCUUCCAGUCGGAGUCGUACGGCCCGAUGUACUACGAGUCUUACCCGUUCAUCGUCAACCCCGACGGCGCCUCCUUCACCGGCUCGCACGUCAUGUACGUCGACUACGACCGCGAUUCGCUCGCCGAGUUCAUGUCCAACGGGCGCUCGGCCGAGGGCAUGGUGAAGGACGCCGGCAACCUGAUCGAGUCGGUGUACAACCUGAAGGCCCGCCGCUCCGCCUCCACCCUCCGCCUCGCCCGCCACGCCUCGCAUCGCUGGGGCAACCUGGUCGAGCAGCGCUCCGAGGACGGGUGCACCACCCACCCGCACUACUCCAACACCGACCCGGAAGGCUGCGGCAUGUGGGAGAACAUCAUGAACACGGGCACGCCGACCGACGCCGACUGGCUGAUGCAGUCGCUCUGCUCGGCGCACCUUGCUGAGCUAGUUCACACCGCGCCACGCGUCGCGCCGCCGGCCAAGCCCAGCCUCUCCGCGGUCGAGUUGGUCGAGCUGGCGGGGCCGGCGAAGAUUUCGGGGACCAAUGAGGCGGGCUGCCGCUCACGCUCAGUCCUUGCCAAGGUCGACGCGAGCACCGGCGAUGCGAUCGUGCGCUGCGAGCAAUCGACAGCAAGCGCUGUCGAUGUCGAGGCCACCGAUCCAGACGCCACCCUCACAGCAGCUAUUUUGACUGUGGCGCAGCUCGCGUUACAAAACCUUGAUGUGACCAUUUGCGCAAAAAGGUACAUCUCGGCAGCCUGGGAACGGUGGCGGUCAGAGGCAAAGCCUGCGAGGGGUGGUGGAACCACAUGUCACGGCUACCGCCGGCUCGACCCCACGAUAGCCUCCGGAGGCUGA